GCAAGACAGCGGCUCCGUACUGCCCCUAUAUAUCCUCAUCACUCGCCCACGGUUCCAUCAGGGCCCAGUCGUAGCGGCGCGGAGGCGAUCUGGACCGAUAAUAUGCUCCGCUCGGCGCUAUCACGCCUCACACUCACUGCACGGCCAGCAGCGCCCACAACGACGCGCGCCUUCGCGAGCAACCGGAGCAAGCGCGGCAUCUACGCGGGCAAGGACAUCCGCUUCGGCAACAACAUCAGUUUUAGCCACCGCAAGACGCGGCGGACCUUCAAGCCGAACGCGCAGCGCAAGCGCCUCUGGUCCGAGACGCUCGGCUGCUGGCUGCGCUUCAACCUCACGACGCACGCCUUGCGGUGCAUCGAUAGGGCGGGCGGCAUCGACGCUUAUUUGCUGAAAACGCCGGACGCGAAGCUCGGGUCGAUCGCGGGCGCGAAUGCGCGACGCAUGAUUGAGGCGGCGCGGGCUAGUCGAGACCCGUCGUAAGAUCAUGAGCUAUA
Messenger RNA from Pelagomonas calceolata, 497 nucleotides. The record is from the annotation of a GenBank genome assembly. Lineage: Eukaryota; Pelagophyceae; Pelagomonadales; Pelagomonadaceae.